Messenger RNA from Rodentolepis nana, 1239 nucleotides. NCBI's taxonomy places the organism in Eukaryota, Metazoa, Platyhelminthes, Cestoda, Cyclophyllidea, Hymenolepididae. The record is from the annotation of a GenBank genome assembly.
GUUAUCGAACAGGCGAACACCAUGCUGAACCGCAUGGAACAUCGAGGCGCCUGCGGAUGUGAUGAUGAGACUGGUGAUGGUGCAGGUGUCAUGACGGGCAUUCCAUAUGAGCUUUUUGAGCGAUUCGCUGAGAAAGCUGGUUACAAACUGCCACCAUUGGGCGAGUUUGCAGUGGGUAUGUUCUUCGUUCAUGACGAAGCGAAGGUUGGAGAAGUGAUGAGCCGCUUCAGCAAGUAUGCCGAAGAAUGUGAAAUGAAAGUUCUAUUCUGGCGUGUGGCAGAAGUCAACAACUUACAAAUCGGAACUGUUGCUGCCUCAGCUGAACCGGUGACUCUUCAGAUUUUUGUUGUGAAUAGUGGAGAAGAGGAGGACUUUGUGAAUAUGAAAUUCAUCUGCAAGGUUUUCUUCCUUCGUAAAUACGCCACGCACAAGUUUGAGGAAGACGAUAUAGCCUACAUUUGCAGCCUUUCUGCUAAAACUGUGGUCUAUAAAGGCAUGUUUACAAGCCGUCAACUAUGGGAAUACUACCUGGAUUUACAAUCUCCAGACUUCAAGACUCACUUCGCUAUUGUGCACAACCGUUUCUCUACGAAUACUUUCCCAUCAUGGUCUCGGGCCCAUCCUCAGCGGUUGAUGGCACACAAUGGUGAAAUAAACACCUUAAGAGGCAAUGUAAAUUAUGCUAGUGCUCGUCAAGCGCUCAUGGAGAGUACGAGGUUUGGGAAGCGGCUUGAGGAACUCUUUCCUAUCAUUGAGGAUGGAAUGUCAGAUUCGGGAUGCUUUGACAAUCUCCUCGAGUUCCUCUGCUAUUGUUCUACUCGUUCUCUGCCAGAAGUUGUCAUCUCCAUGAUACCUGAAGCUUGGCAAUCAGACGAAUCUAUCCCAUCCCAUAAACGCAACUUCUACAAGUGGGCUGCCAGUCUGCUUGAACCGUGGGAUGGACCUGCUUUGAUCGUCUUUUCUGACGGUCGCUACAUUGGUGCCAUUCUGGACAGAAAUGGUCUUCGUCCAGCUCGUUAUUAUACAACCACAGAUGGAAUGAUCUAUAUGUCCUCUGAGGUCGGUGUAGUUGACAUACCAGAUGUUGUCGGUGUCAAAGCGAAAGGUCGACUCAAACCAGGUCGUCUUCUCAUUGUGGACACCGAGGCUGGGGAGUUGCUCAAUGACGAACAGCUGAAGGAGGAGAUUGCUGGGCGUUAUCCCUUCGUUGAUUGGAUUAAGGAUGGAAGCGCUUUUUAA